AUGAGCAAGAUCAACCGCCCUCCCAUGUCGCUCUCCAAGAUCGUUGCCACUGCUGCCAACAAGCACUCCGCUAAGGCUCACGAGGGCAAGACCAUCGUCUUGGUCGGCACCGUCACUGACGACAACCGUCUCCUUGAGCUCCCCAAGCUCUCGAUUGCCGCUCUCCGCUACACCAACACUGCCCGUGCCCGCAUUGUCGCCGCUGGUGGUGAGGCCUUGACCAUCGAUCAGUUGGCCAUGCGCGCCCCUACCGGUGCCAACACCCUCCUCCUCCGUGGCCCCAAGAACGCUCGUGAGGCCGUUAAGCACUUCGGCUUCGGUCCUCACUCUCACAAGGCACGUCAACUCCUCUUCUUGUUUCGCGAACAGCAAAAGCAACAUCACACAUUCUGGAUAUACACGUGUACUAACAACCUUUGCAGNAAGCCUUACGUUGAGAGCAAGGGUCGCAAGUUCGAGCGUGCCCGUGGUCGCAGACGCUCGAAGGGUUUCAAGGUGUAA
Messenger RNA from Aureobasidium musti, 501 nucleotides. The record is from the annotation of a GenBank genome assembly. Lineage: Eukaryota; Fungi; Ascomycota; Dothideomycetes; Dothideales; Saccotheciaceae.